AGACCGUAGCCAGGCUCCAUAUCUGCGACGGGAUUAAGAAGUUGCAAUAGGCUUGGAAGGUGGGAGAUGGCGCUCACCGUCGCUGUAUAUGUGCCAGAACCAACCGACGGAACCACCGCCGUUGGGGACGUUCUUGAAGUACGAACAAUGCUGAUCGAGAACCUUGUAAUAUUGCUGGAUUUAGAGGACGACGAAUCAAUCAGUGAACUGUUGAUCGCGGUGAAUGUAUUUAAUUAUUUGGGCACCUGUUCACUUUGGACGUUCGCGACGGCCGAAGGAGAGUUGGGCGACACGCCGUCGUAUGUCUGUUCGAGCGUGAAUAUCAAUCACGCGCGCUCCAUGAUGUCGCAUCCCACCGUUGACGGCCAUCCGUUCUGACAGAUUUUUUUUCGUCAGAUCAUCCUAUACUUGGCACGAAUUUGUUCGUGGCUUGCCUCUGUCAAAUAUAUCUUCUUCCCUUCCCCGUUCGCGACGAACCAAUCGAGAUCCGUGAGCACAAUCGGCCACGACUUGCUUCCUGAACACAUGAUGAGCUUCGAGAGAGACGAGCCUCGGAGGCCCCGCUGCGCACCUGUGCUGGCUUUGGUAGAGAAAAACGGAAGCAUGUGGGCGUCAAUGAUGUCGAUCGCGUCGAGCACGUCCUGGGCACCACCGUUGGACUAUCACCCGCCCUCCCGGGUAAGUCAAACCAAGAAGCCGCGGCGAGGCAAAAGAACGCGCCUGGUAUCCAUAUGCCAUUUCCGAGAUCGUCACCGGGAUGCCGAGACCGGACAGAUUCGCCUUCGCUGCGAGAACCUGAUUGGCGAGGUCGCUCUCGCUCAGAACCUGCGCAGUCAGCCGUCGAAUGCCUCGGGAAGAACAGGGAAGGGAAGGAAGAGCGUACAUACCCCAUCAUACAGCGGCUCGCUUCCGAACUGCAGUGCCCGGGUCACGAAUUUGGCCUUGGGGUUCGAGUGCAAGGUCUUGAACAGUGCAGUCCGGCGCGUCUUCCACUGGUUUCCUCCGUCAAAUCCAAACUGCGACCGGGCCGUGCGCGUCAGUCGAUCGACGCGCGCAGAAGAAGUGGACGCUCGGACUUACCCAGAUGAGAGCGUGCACGCCGACUGGGAAGUGCAGGUUCCGAUCAGCGAAGGUGUUCGACCGUGUUUAUGGAAAUCAGACGCUCACUUCCGGCCUCCCAUGCUGCCUCGACCACAUCGUCG
Mycena citricolor is the source of this 1202-nucleotide messenger RNA. NCBI's taxonomy places the organism in Eukaryota, Fungi, Basidiomycota, Agaricomycetes, Agaricales, Mycenaceae. The record is from the annotation of a GenBank genome assembly.